AUGCGAAUCGAUUUCAUUUCAAUGUCCGUCACGACUUUUAUUCAGAGACGUUUCCAUUUUGGACAACUUCCCUUUCUGACAUUUCUUGUUGCUUGUUUGUUAUGUGCAAUCAUUUAUCUUCAACUUCAAAGAGUCAAACAACAACAUCAAACAAUCAACCAAAGGGUUGAUUUCCUUCGACAUCGGGAAGACUCAGCUUUCGAAAAAACCCAAGAUUUUAUUAAAAGAAAUCAAGAACAUUACAAAAUGGUGAUAUAUGAAGAGAAAUUUUGUCCUCAUAAUGGCAGCUGUGAUCUGAUAAAACCAUUCAUUCACUAUGAGAGCCGACAAAUGUUGGCUCCAUCAUACGGUGUCUCGGCUUGUGUCAUCUACAAGAAUUUCUCCACCGUUCUCACUUCAAUCAUUUGCUAUUUAUACGACAUCUUGAGAUAUCAAGAAAAGGUCAAAGAAAUGAUGAAGGACACAUACAAUCAUAGACUUUGCAUGAAAGACAACGAAUAUCACAGCUUCAAUAUUCGAGAUCGAAUGACUCCAAAAACUGCUGAAAAAUGGACAAACUAUCUAAUAGUGAGAGAACCGUUGGAAAGAUUCAUUUCUGGUUUUGUGAACAAAUGCAUACUUGAUGUUGUGAACCGCGACAAGCCAUGUUAUGGAUGUGACGAGAAUAUCACUUGUGUAAUGGAAAAACAAUAUCAAAGUUUGAAGACCAUGUCCAAUAAUAACAAAGCUGCGAGGAAACACACGGUUGAGGAUGCCCAUUUUGGCCCACAAUCUUGGCAUUGCGAAUUAAGAGCUCAUUAUUUGGAUUACAAAAUUCUUCAAUACUCGCCAGCAAAAACUGAAGAACUUUUGGAGGAAUUAUUAACAGAUUUCGAGGAAUUCGGGGUUCCCUUGAGUGUCACCGAUGAUAUCAGAGAACAGGUUCUUGGCGGAAAAACAUUUCAUGCAACUUUUGACACUCCUGAAAGAAUUCAUUACACAAAAGUGGUUGAAGAAAGCCCAUAUCUCAAAGAAUUACUUGUGAAAAUGUUUUACUAUGAUUAUGUGUUUUUCGAUUUUCCCUUGCCAGUGUUAGAAAUUGACAAGACUUCUGAUAGU
Mesorhabditis belari is the source of this 1098-nucleotide messenger RNA. The record is from the annotation of a GenBank genome assembly. Lineage: Eukaryota; Metazoa; Nematoda; Chromadorea; Rhabditida; Rhabditidae.